GCCGCGGCCACUACCGGCCGGAGCUCCAACGAUAACGAGGAAGAAAUUACCGAUUGUUUGGGUUGAGGCAGGGAGACGAGAUUUUAGGGUUUUGGGAAUUAGGGAUUAGGGAAGAUGAGAGAGUUGACGGCGGGCGAUGAAUUCAACACCGAAGAAGCCGAUCUAGUGGUCUUUCCGCCCACCUGCGUUUGCACAAGCAGGCCGCCGGAUAUUGAUUGUCGGGGAUUUGAUAAGCUGAGGAACAUCGCCGGGAAAUUUUAGACGGUGGUCGGGGAUCCGCUUUGCCACCUGUUCAACUGUUCUUCCAAGUGUCCGUCAUGCCACCAAAUCGCGCCAACUCAUCCGUCCAACCACCAUGGCCCCUGCGCAAAAGUUGACCUGCAUGAAACAAGAAAUGAUCGGUUCUGCCACCUGUUCUUCCCGUUGCGACACGGGUGAAACAUUGCGGAUCUGUGGUAACCUAGAAAUCGUGCUGCAGCACUGGUUUCACACAUCUUCGCCAUAUUCCAGAAGAAGAAGUGUUCAUACAAGUGCUGGGAAUGGAGCUUGGAGGUUCUCUUGCUGUCCCCAACGUUCAAGAGCUGGCUUGGAGCUCGAAGGACGUACCGGCUAGGUAUGUACGUCCUGAACUCGAGCUCGAUCGGGUUUCUAAAGACGAGUCUGUUCGAGUUCCAGUGAUCGACAUGAGCAAGCUGGUUGGUGGGUGUGAUGAUGAAGAUGAAUUGGCUAAGCUUCAUUCGGCUAGUAGAGAUUGGGGAUUCUUUCAGAUCUGCCAUCCAAACAGAUCAGAUCCUAAACUUGAUCGAAGGCAUAAUCGGUAUCAUGUAAAAAUACAGGUGAUCAAUCAUGGUGUUCCGGACAAGGUGAUUCUGAAAAUGAAGGCAGAUAUUCAGGAGUUCUUCAGUCGGCCUUUGCAGGAGAAGAUGGAAUGUGCACAACUUCCUAGUGACAUCCAAGGAUAUGGACAAGCGUUCGUGGUAUCAGUAGAGCAAAAGCUAGAUUGGGGUGACAUGCUCUACAUUCUUGCACAACCUCAAGAUGUAAGAAACAUGAGGUUUUGGCCAAGAGUUCCCUCUUCUUUCAGGGCAACUCUGAUCCAGUAUUCAAUAGAGCUGGAAAAGCUGAAAGGUAUCUUGCUGAGUUCCAUGGCAAGGAAUCUGGGACUUGAGCCAGAAAAGCUGCUCACUUUGUUUGAAGAAGGUGUUCAAGGUGUAAGAAUGAACUAUUAUCCACCAUGUAAGCAAGCAAGCAAGGUUAUUGGUAUCUCCCCACAUACCGACGUCGUUGGACUGACAUUGUUGACUCAAGUGAAUGAAGUACAAGGUUUGCAGAUCAAGAAAGAUGGGAAAUGGAUUCCUGUUGAUCCCGUUCCAGGUGCCUUCAUCGUUAAUGUUGGCGACGUAAUUGAGAUCAUGAGCAAUGGAGAAUACAAGAGCAUAGAGCAUAGGGUAGUAGUGAACCCUGAAAAGGAGAGGCUUUCAAUUGCAGCAUUCCACAACUCAAACCGCAACGCUGUGAUUGGACCCUUACCAGAUAUUCUCAGCAAGGAGCAGAAGAAGCGAGCACCAAAUUACAAAUCCAUAUCAUACCAAGAAUUUUUGAAACUUGGACAGAAAGCUACACUCGAGGGCAAAGAAAAGGGCCUCGCUCAUCAUUUGAAGAUAGAAACUGAAGCAGCGCAGUAAAAAUUCAAGCACCUCCAUGGUCAAAAAGUAGCUCCAAAGUGUAAAAUUAAGCCAAAUGGAACUUUGUUGUUUCGGAUUGCGAAUACCCAUUUGUAGAUGAGAUCCAGACUCUGUAACCCAGUACCAUAACCAUGCAAAAGAUUGCAACUUUAAUGAGAAAUCACAAGAAGUCCCAUCCUGGAGCUGUCUGAUGACAACCUUGAAAUCUUUCACUCGUGGUUUGGGAAAGGUGGACGUGGUCCUUGAAUAGAAGUAACUCACUAGCCAUCAAUACUUCUCAAGAUAGGAUACCUUUCUGGACAAUCAAAUGACUUCUUCCCUUAAGGAAAGGUCAUGCCGUGCAUCUUGCAAAUGUCAAUGAGACUCAUGCUUUCGACUUUGGAAUCACGGACAGGUUCCUUUGCUGCAAAAAUAUUCAAGAGACCCAAUAAUGUAGCCACCUCUGGAGAUGAUCUACUUGGUUCCUUAGCUCUUUUACCACUUCUGGGCAAAGAAGUAUCUCCCUGGCUCGUAGUCAUGUGCUCUACGUUUUCCAACACAUUAGUUUCUGCAGCAGCAUUUGAGCCGAAACCCUCACCAACGUACUCCAGCUUCCUCUUUGCAGCUGACCCUCGUUGUGCUGCUUCACUCUUUCCAUCAUCCGUGUGUUCUAUUGCUAUUGCAGAUGCUAACCGCUUGACAGCCUGAACAGAUUCCGGUCCUUGUUUUCGUUCUUUCGUGGUAGACCCCAUUUUCUCCAGGGAUCUCUGUAGAACUAGAGCUGGAUCAAUGCCCAGAUUAGCUUCUGAAGUCUGCAGAAACAUGCUUUUGCUGAAAUUCCCCCCUUGUUUCUCACUCGCAGUUGCUAAUCCUUUCAAUGGAGACCCCAAUUUCUGCAAAGAAACUAUCGAUCUCUGUACAACUAGAGCCGGGUCGCUGCCCAAAUUAGAUUGCGGAGUCCGCAGCAAUGGAGUUCUGCAACAACUACUACUACCCUCUCGCUUCUCGGAUACCGACUGCAAUAAGCCCAGGCAUCUUGUUAGUCCCUUCCAUUUCUUCUCACUCACGGAAAUUCCAGAACCCCCAACUUUAUCAGAAUUUCUAGAUACUGUGAUAAGAGGUUUGCAAACACCACCAUCACCGAAACCCAAUUCCCCAUCUAGCACCCUAGGUUCUUCAGAAUUGCAGAGAAUUACCUUGUCCUGGCUUUCGAUCCUCUCCGUCGACUCCGAUUCGGGCUCAAUGGAGAACAGUGGAUACGUAUCCCUGCUCAAGUCGACAGCUGCCGAAUCCUCUUCCGAAGAACCGCCACCGAUCACCACGGUAUCUUUGUCGCUGUCGUCGUCAUUUCCAGCUCCGCCGCUCGUCGCCUGAACGCCACCGCCGGGGCUGUCUUCGGGUUGAUUCUCCUCGACGGGGGUCUCUGGCAGAGAUUCCAUCCUUAUCGGCGUUGAUUCGAGGCGGAGAUCGGCAGAAGCGGCGUCUUGGCUGGAGUCGGAGAGGAAUGGGAUGGGAGAAUCGGGUGGAGGCUCCAGCGCGAAACGAGAGCGGCGCAAGUACUCUUCUUGGGAAGACGAUAACGAGCAUAGCUCGGCUAUGGACGCGAAAGGGUCGAUCGCUGCCAUUGGACGG
Linum tenue is the source of this 3296-nucleotide messenger RNA. The record is from the annotation of a GenBank genome assembly. Lineage: Eukaryota; Viridiplantae; Streptophyta; Magnoliopsida; Malpighiales; Linaceae.